AUGUCAGAUACUCUUGGUGAUUAUACUUCAAUCGUUGUUUUUGGGGCUUCAGGAGAUUUAGCAAAGAAAAAGACUUUCCCUGCGUUAUUCGGAUUAUUCAGAGAAGGUGAAUUACCUUCCACUGUCAAAAUUAUAGGUUAUGCUAGAUCAAAAUUGUCAGAUGAAGAUUUCAAAACCAGAAUUUCCGAACAUUUCAAAAUCAAAAAAGAUGAACAAAAAUCAAAAAUUGAUGAAUUUUUGAAAUUGUGUAGUUACGUUCAAGGUCCUUAUGAUACUGCUGAAGGUUACCAUGCUUUAAAUAAAGAAAUUGAAGAUUAUGAAAAAUCUAAUGCUAGUGCUAAAGCUGAAAGAUUAUUUUAUUUAGCUUUACCACCAUCAGUUUUUUCAACCGUUGGUAAAAAUUUGAAAGAGCAUGUUUAUCCAUCAAAUGGUAGAGUUAGAUUAAUUGUUGAAAAACCAUUUGGUCAUGAUUUAGAAAGUUCAAAUCAAUUACAAAAAGAAUUAGCCCCAUUAUUCACUGAAGAAGAAUUAUAUAGAAUUGAUCAUUAUUUAGGUAAAGAAAUGGUUAAGAAUUUAUUAGUUUUAAGAUUUGGUAAUGAAUUAUUGAAUGCUGCUUGGAAUGCUAAACACAUUAGAUCAAUUCAAAUCAGUUUUAAAGAAGCUUUUGGUACUGAAGGUAGAGGUGGUUAUUUUGAUUCAAUUGGUAUUAUCAGAGAUGUUAUGCAAAAUCAUAUUUUACAAGUUUUAACUUUAUUAACUAUGGAAAGACCAACUUCUUUCGAUCCUGAAGCUAUCAGAGAUGAAAAAGUCAAAGUUUUAAAAGCUAUUGAAAAAUUCGAUCAUGAAGACAUUCUAAUUGGUCAAUAUGGUAAGAGUGAAGAUGGUUCAAAACCUGGUUAUUUGGAUGAUGAUACUGUUGAUCCAAAAUCUAAAUGUAUCACUUAUGCUGCUCUUGGUUUGAAAAUCUCAAAUGAAAGAUGGGAUGGUGUUCCAAUUGUUAUAAGGGCUGGUAAAGCUUUAGAUGAAUCUAAAGUUGAAAUCAGAGUUCAAUAUAAACCUGUUGCAAAAGGUGUAUUCAAAGAAAUCCAAAACAAUGAAUUAGUUAUCAGAAUUCAACCAAAUGAAGCUGUUUAUAUGAAAAUCAAUUCUAAGAUUCCUGGUAUUUCAACUGAAACUUCAUUGACUGAAUUAGAUUUAAGUUAUGCUACUAGAUUCUCAAAAGAUUUCUGGAUUCCAGAAGCUUAUGAAGCUUUGAUUAGAGAUUGUUUCUUAGGUAAUCACUCAAAUUUCGUCAGAGAUGAUGAAUUAUCAAUCAGUUGGGGAUUAUUCACUCCAUUAUUGAAUUACUUAGAAUCAAAAGAUGGUCCUCAACCAGAAAUCUAUCCUUAUGGUUCAAAAGGUCCAAAAGAUUUGAGAAAAUUCUUAAACAAGCAUGGUUAUGUCUUCAAUGAAGAAGGAACUUAUCAAUGGCCAUUAACUGCUCCUAAUGUUAAAGGUAAAAUUUAG
Yamadazyma jaroonii is the source of this 1506-nucleotide messenger RNA. NCBI's taxonomy places the organism in Eukaryota, Fungi, Ascomycota, Pichiomycetes, Serinales, Debaryomycetaceae. The record is from the annotation of a GenBank genome assembly.